This is a messenger RNA of Pseudocercospora fijiensis CIRAD86, 789 nucleotides long. RefSeq lists its product as uncharacterized. The record is from RefSeq and is a predicted model, not a curated record. The coding region runs from base 1 to 789 and encodes 262 amino acids. The transcript is spliced from 6 exons. NCBI's taxonomy places the organism in Eukaryota, Fungi, Ascomycota, Dothideomycetes, Mycosphaerellales, Mycosphaerellaceae.
AUGUCUGCAGGCGAUCAAAUUCUUGCUGUGUGGUCUGACGUUGACGUGCCGACGGAGGGGGGAAGUGAAGAAGUGCUUCGCCGCCGGGCAACGCCGCAACAGUGCUUCGCGCAGGCUCAUACAUGGCCCAAUUUUAUCAUCUCGGCCUUGCUCUUCGAAUCACCAAUGGCGGUGGCAAUUAUUGCAUGCCAGCGCAUUCACCGCUCAUGUUUCAUGCUCCAUACUGAAAGCAUGAUCGUGGUCGAGACGUUUGACACACAGCUUUCAGAGCUGCCAGAAUCAACAGCACCAUCCGUCCCUUCCUUCCCAGCUUCUACGCGUGGCACGGGCCAAAAAGACGAGGUGAAGUCGGAGGAGGCUGCGCAGUGGGAUCCACAGCUGGAGAGCUACGGCGCGAAGACCGAUGUCUUCGUUCGCGCACGACAGCGAUGUCGGGAAAGGGAAGGGAAAAGGGAAGCGGAAGCGGACUACUGCGCGGGAAGUCUUCCAGCGAGGAUCCCUGGAGAGGAAACGCUGUUCUUGCCGGAAAAGACUAUACUACUGUAUUCUACUUCAGAACUUCUACCCUUCUUGGCGGGGGUCCUGACAGCACGGCGAGGCGUUAGCCUAUCAAGACAUGGCGUGGCCCUCGUCUUCAUGUCGACCAAGGACCGUCAAUUAUGGAAGAUGGAUGGGCAGGAGAAGGCGAGAAGGCUAAUAAGCCACACUGUAAUCCAGGUGGAUGACGUGAAGCCUGGUGGUGAGUACGGGUAUGUUGCUACUGGGACUCCAAACCUGUAUUAUGAAUAA